CCCCCACGGAGCGUCUUCGUUCACAGCCGGCCCUCUACCGCCUGAGCCACACUCUGCUUCCGGUUUCUGGGCGGUUUAGCUGGCGAACAGUGCUCCCCAUGCCCAGACGCUCCUCACUGCAGUACCAGGUUUCAAGCCCAUUGUGAGCCACCUCUGCCACUGGACAGCAAGAAAGAAAGAUGUGGAAAGCGUCGGCAGGCCACGCUGUGUCCAUCACCCAGGACGACGGGGGAGCCGAUGACUGGGAGACUGACCCUGAUUUUGUGAAUGAUGUGAGCGAAAAGGAGCAAAGAUGGGGUGCCAAAACUGUGCAGGGGUCUGGGCACCAGGAGCACAUCAACAUCCACAAGCUGAGAGAAAACGUCUUCCAGGAACACCAGACCCUCAAGGAGAAGGAGCUGGAAACAGGACCAAAAGCCUCGCACGGCUAUGGCGGGAAGUUUGGCGUGGAGCAGGACAGGAUGGACAAAUCAGCCGUUGGCCAUGAGUACCAGUCCAAACUUUCCAAGCACUGCUCGCAGGUUGACUCAGUCCGGGGUUUUGGAGGCAAGUUUGGUGUCCAGAUGGACAGAGUUGAUCAGUCUGCUGUAGGCUUCGAGUACCAGGGAAAGACGGAGAAGCAUGCCUCCCAGAAAGACUAUUCCAGUGGCUUUGGGGGCAAAUACGGUGUGCAAGCCGACCGGGUGGACAAGAGCGCCGUGGGCUUUGACUACCAGGGCAAGACCGAGAAGCAUGAGUCACAAAAAGAUUACUCCAGAGGGUUUGGUGGCAAAUACGGGAUCGACAAGGACAAUGUGGACAAGAGCGCCGUGGGCUUUGAAUACCAGGGCAAGACGGAGAAGCAUGAGUCCCAGAAAGACUAUGUGAAAGGGUUUGGAGGAAAGUUUGGUGUGCAGACAGACAGACAAGACAAGUGUGCCCUUGGCUGGGAUCACCAGGAGAAGCUGCAGCUGCAUGAAUCUCAAAAAGAUUAUAAGACGGGUUUCGGAGGCAAAUUUGGUGUUCAGUCCGAGAGGCAGGACUCCUCCGCUGUGGGGUUUGAUUACAAGGAGAGACUGGCCAAGCACGAGUCCCAGCAAGAUUACGCCAAAGGAUUUGGCGGGAAGUACGGAGUCCAGAAGGAUCGGAUGGAUAAGAACGCGUCCACCUUUGAGGAAGUUGCACAGGUGUCCUCCGCCUACCAGAAGACCAUCCCAGUUGAGGCUGUGACCAGCAAAACCAGUAACAUCAGAGCUAACUUUGAAAACCUGGCCAAGGAGAGAGAGCAGGAAGACAGGCGGAAGGCGGAGGCAGAGAGAGCUCAGCGGAUGGCCAAGGAAAGACAGGAGCAGGAGGAGGCUAGAAGGAGGCUGGAAGAGCAAGCCAGAGCCAAAAAGCAAACGCCCCCUUCCUCCCCCACUCCUCAGCCGGCUGAGGAGAGGCUGCCUUCCAGCCCUGUCUAUGAGGAUGCAGCCUCAUUCAAGGCAGAGCCCAGCUACCGAGGCCCCACAGGUGGGAGUGAGCCAGAGCCUGCCUACAGCAUCAAGGCUGCAGACCUCCCUGAGGCCACCGGCCAGCAGGGCCCGGCUUACACCACGGAGGCCGUCUACGAAACCACGGAAGCCCCAGGCCACUACCAAGAAGAGAACACAUAUGAUGAGUACGAGAACGACCUGGGUGUUACAGCCAUCGCCCUCUAUGACUACCAGGCUGCGGGCGAUGACGAGAUUUCCUUUGACCCUGAUGACAUCAUCACCAACAUUGAAAUGAUCGAUGAUGGCUGGUGGCGAGGGGUAUGCAAGGGCCGGUAUGGGCUCUUCCCGGCCAACUACGUGGAGCUGCGGCAGUAGGGUGCCAGCGGCCGCAGGCCGGCCACGGCUGAUUCCAGCUGACACUACAGAUCAUGCCUUCGCUGGUUUGGGGUUUGGUUUUUGUGUUUUGUUUUCCAAAGGAGGGGAGGGGAAUAUACAUAUUGCUUUUAUAUUUAAUACUUUUGCUGAUGCUUUCAGAAAUGUCUAUGCCCCAGAACUCGCUAAUAUAUUAUAAUCAUGUUCUUAGGAGGACUUUGGUCAUUGUUUAUCCAUUGAAGGAUUUUUUCUUUUUCUGCCAAGUUGACUGUCACGUGCAGCCACUUGAGGGGCUAGUUUUCCUGCGGCACGGAGUGCCAUGUCCUAGUGUCCAGGGAGAUGGCUGGCAUCUCAUAGCACAGGCCAGUUGCACUCACAGCCACGUGUGCAGAGUGGGUCUUGGCUGUGGAGUUGCUCGACCAGCCCGGCUUCCCAGAUGAGGGGCGUGGUGGA
Dipodomys ordii (Ord's kangaroo rat) is the source of this 2279-nucleotide messenger RNA. It is a transcript of the gene Cttn, whose product is annotated as cortactin. Gene Ontology annotation, molecular function: actin filament binding. Bases 180 to 1829 code for a protein of 549 amino acids. Gene Ontology annotation, cellular component: actin filament; plasma membrane; cortical actin cytoskeleton. The transcript is spliced from 18 exons. The record is from RefSeq and is a predicted model, not a curated record. NCBI's taxonomy places the organism in Eukaryota, Metazoa, Chordata, Mammalia, Rodentia, Heteromyidae. Gene Ontology annotation, biological process: regulation of actin filament polymerization.